Messenger RNA from Huiozyma naganishii CBS 8797, 2925 nucleotides. It is a transcript of the gene MSH2, whose product is annotated as mismatch repair ATPase MSH2. Gene Ontology annotation, cellular component: nucleus; MutSalpha complex. The record is from RefSeq and is a predicted model, not a curated record. Lineage: Eukaryota; Fungi; Ascomycota; Saccharomycetes; Saccharomycetales; Saccharomycetaceae. Bases 1 to 2925 code for a protein of 974 amino acids. Gene Ontology annotation, biological process: mismatch repair; mitotic recombination. Gene Ontology annotation, molecular function: mismatched DNA binding; ATP-dependent DNA damage sensor activity; ATP binding. The transcript has a single exon.
AUGUCGACUGCUGCGUCUAGGCCAGACUUGAAAUUCAGCGGGAUUGCUGAAGAACGCAGUUUUUACAGUAGGUUUCUCACUCUAGAGGAAAAACCUACGACUACGAUCCGGAUUGUUGACAGAGGCGAGUAUUACACGGUGGUCAGCACCGAUGCAGUCUUCGUUGCCGAUUCAAUCUACCACACACAGUCUGUUCUCAAGACUUGCAAUUUGGACCCUGUUACAGCCAAGAAAUUUGGACAGCAACCUAAACAAUAUGUCACUUUGUCACCGCAAAUCUUGAGUAACCUGCUAAAGAAAUGUUUGCUAGAACUAGGGUAUAAAGUGGAAAUAUACGACAAAGCGUGGAAACUGCUUAGAAUGGCUUCACCCGGUAACAUUGAUUCAGUUGCCGACCUAUUGAAUGUGUCUAUUGACAAUUCUAUCGUUAUCGCGUCCUUGAAACUGCAAUUUAAUCCCAAGGAUGGAAACUGCCUCAUUGGUGUGGCAUUUGUAGAUACAUCCGAUUACAAAUUGGGGAUGCUCGAUAUCCUGGAUAAUGAAGUAUUCUCUAAUCUGGAAAGUUUUUUGAUUCAACUGGGCGUCAAAGAAUGCUUGGUCCCCGAUCUGAGUCAUGCCGAGAACAACCAGGAAUGGACUAAGAUUGUUAAUGUUAUAGAUAGAUGUGGAACUGCGGCAACUUUAAUCCGCAGCUCUCAAUUCAAUAAGGGCAACGAAGACGUGGAAAACGACUUGAUCAAAUUGACAAACGAUAAGCUGAUCAUGUCUCUACCCCAAAAAUUUUCACCAUUGGCAUUGGGCGCGUGUCACGCCUUAUUGGAUUAUUUGAAUCUGUUGAGUAAUUCCGAUGUUUUGGGUAAGUUUGAACUAGUUCAACACUCCUUGAAGGAGUUUAUAAAGUUGGAUGCAUCCUCAAUCAAAGCUUUGAAUCUGUACCCUCAAGGACCAUCUAACCCAACCAUGACUAGCACACAGACUUCAAACUUUUCCUACGGCUUCAACUCAAAGGGAAAGGUUACAUCGCUUUUUCAGUUAUUGAAUCAUUGCAAAACUAAUGCUGGUAUACGAUUAUUGAACGAAUGGAUAAAACAACCACUCACGGAUAUGACAAAAAUCAAUACUAGACACAACUUGGUGGAAUAUUUGAUAGACCAACUGGAGUUAAGACAGCUACUACAAUGCGAUUACCUCCCACUCUUCCCAGAUUUACGUCGGUUGACCAAGAGAUUGAUCAAAAAUGGAACUUUGGAAGAUGUACUGAAAGUUUACCAAUUCACCAAAAGAGUUCCCGAAUUGGUGCAACUUUUAGAAUCUUUUACUAACCCCGAUGAGGAGAAUUUAGCAGACAGCGAAAACGAAUCCUCUUUGGAAAAACUAGUUCAAGAUACCUGGAUUGUCCCGCUCCAAGAUCGCUUAGACCCAUUGAGUAAGCUAGAAGAAAUGGUAGAAACGACUAUUGACUUGGAUGCGUACGAAGAGAACAACGAUUUUAUGAUCAAGGUGGAGUUUAAUCAGGAGUUAGGUUCUAUUCGUGAUCAAUUAGAUAACCUCAGAGAGAAAAUUAAGCAAAUCCACUUAGAAGCAGCAGAAGACUUGGGAUUUGAUCCAGAAAAAAAACUGAAAUUAGAAAACCACCACAUGCAUGGCUGGUGCAUGCGUCUGACCCGUAACGAUGCUAAAGAGUUGAGAAAACACAGAGAAUAUAUUGAACUGUCCACCAUAAAGGCCGGUAUCUUUUUCAGCACCAAGAAGUUGAAGGAAGUGGCAAGUAAAACUGCAGAAUUGGAGAAAGAGUACGAAAAGCAACAAUCAAUUUUGGUUAAAGAAAUAGUUUCUAUUACACUAACCUACUCUCCAGUCCUGGAAAAAAUAUCUUUAGUUUUGGCCCACCUGGACGUAUUGACUUCGUUUGCACACGUUUCAUCGUACGCACCAAUUCCGUACGUGAGGCCAACAAUGCAUGAUUUUGGUUCAAAGAGAAAAACUCACUUGGUAGCAUCUCGGCAUCCAGUACUUGAAAUGCAGGAUGAUAUCGUCUUUAUCGCAAAUGAUGUAGAUUUGGAAAAAGAUAGCAAGGAGUUUUUGAUUAUUACAGGACCCAAUAUGGGUGGGAAAUCUACAUAUAUAAGGCAAGUCGGUGUGAUAACAUUAAUGGCGCAGAUUGGUUGUUUUGUCCCUUGUGAAGAAGCUGAAAUAGCCGUUGUGGAUGCUAUCCUUUGCCGUGUUGGUGCUGGUGAUUCUCAAUUGAAAGGUGUCUCUACUUUCAUGGUGGAAAUGCUGGAAACAGCAUCUAUAUUAAAGAAUGCCACGGAAAACUCAUUGAUUAUCGUCGACGAACUGGGCCGUGGUACAAGUACCUACGACGGGUUUGGCCUUGCAUGGGCAAUUGCCGAACAUAUUGCCAAAAAAAUCAAAUGCUUUACUCUCUUUGCAACACAUUUCCAUGAGUUGACUUCCCUUGCCGACAAACUUUCCAACGUUGUAAACAUGCAUGUGGUUGCUCAUAUCGAACAAAGCGAAAAGAGUCAACACGAUAGUGAUGAUAUCACCCUGUUAUACAAAGUCGAACUUGGUAUUUCCGACCAGUCGUUUGGUAUCCAUGUCGCGGAAGUGGUGCAGUUUCCACAGAAAAUUGUGAAGAUGGCUAAGCGGAAGGCAGCUGAAUUAGAAGAUUUGAAACAAAGCAAUGAGAGUCUGAAAAAAAACAAACUUUCUGUUUCUGAAAUCAAUGAGGGAAACCAGCAGCUGAAGAAACUGCUGCAAUCAUGGGUCCAAUCAGUCAAGGAACUGGGCCUGGACGAUCCGGAAAAAUUGAGUGACGACCUCCGCCAGAAAAAAGCCCAGGAGUUACUAAAAGAGAUCACCACUGGUAGUCCAAUCAAGAAUCCCAAGUACCUGGAGCACAUCAAAUCUUUAUUACUUUAG